GCGCAUUCGAUUCUGUAUUUUUGUGUGUCUAGUACAAUUUUGUUUUUUUUUGCAAGAUUGAAAACAAUCAAUUGGAUGUUGUUCAGUAGUUUUUAUUUGUCGAUCGAGUUCGCACGCGCUUUUGUUCUUUUUUCCGUAGUAUUUUUAUGCGAUUCGAUCGCAUCGCUGAUAUAGUAUAUACGUAACAAACAUUCAAUUCAUUCUAUCUGUGAUUUUUAUUCUAUUUUCGUGUGUUCAAUAUAAAAAAAAUAUAUCAGCAACUACAGCGAAUGAAUACAAUUCGUGCUUUUGUUGUUAUCAGUGUACACUCUUCUCACUCUCGAUCCCAUCGAUGAACAAUUUUGUAAAACUUUUACUCACUUGAAUGGAAUGCAAGCAAUAACAAUAGAAACAAUAAUAACAACAAAAAAACCAACCACAAUAUGACUACAGAAUUAAUCAAUAUCAACUAAUUGAAUGCAAUGCGAUUUUAAUCUGAUCAGUGAAAAUCUACUCGAUGCUUAAUUGUAUACAUUUGAGAGAGUGAGCGUGUUAAGCAUUAUAGCCAGAUGUUAUCGAUAUCUUUUUUUGUUGUUGUUGUUUUCAAACUAAUCGAUGAUAGUGAUGUUCAUCGAAUUGGUGUUACCUCGACAGUGUGUACCUAGCUAGUGUUUAAAAAACUUGUUGAAACAAUAACUGUCCAUUGUGUAUGUGUGAUUUUUUUUGUAUUGAAAAGAUUUUGAAUUAUAUCACAAUUUAUUUAGACAAAACUGUUCAUUUGAUGCCAAUAAAAAAGGGAGAAAUAAAGACACAAUUUCCGUCAGCGGCGUGCAGAACGACGAAGAAGCCAAGGAGUUCGACUCACAAAAGAAUGUAAAAUGUACCACAGAAUUAGUUUUCGUCUGGAUAAUAUUGGUAAACCAUCGUUUCAUCACAGUUGAAAAUCAUGAAUUCAAGUCCACAUAAAUCCGCAAUAUCGAUGAGUAGCUAAAGGAAUUAGAAACUUGAUCUAUCGAAUAAAAGUGUGCGCUUGUUUCUCCGAAUGAAGAUGAAAUGAAACCCUUUCAAAGACUUCGUGAAACCGAUAAAGUAAAUAAAGUGAUUAGUGUUAAAUAAAUCAAAUAAAGUGAUUAGUGUAUUGAUCGCGAUUAAGAACGUUACUGUGAACGGGAGAAGGCUCUUGAGAAGCCAAACAAACAUAAAUUCAUUUACAACAUCUCAAAUCAAUUUGAUUGAUUCAUUCGAAGAAAUAAAUAAUAAUAGAAAAAAAUACAACCGAAGGAAUAAAAUGCUCAGUUUGAUUUUAUUGAGUAUUGGUUUGAUCAGUGCCAAAUUGCCAUAUAUCAGUGCAGUCACCAUAGAUAAUCAAAACGAUGCCGAAUGCUUUACACGAAUAUACAAGGAAGCGAUGAUAUUGCCGAGCCGGGUAUUUCGGACGAGCGAAACGAAUUCGAUUCGGGUGUGCAAAGAGUUAUGCAUGAUUGAGGGUUCGCGAUGUCAAUCAUUUGCAUUGGGCAUUAGUUCAAUUGGCGGUGGAAAUGGUACAUGUCAACUAUCGAGCGAACGUAUUUUCGAGCAUGCCAGUAGUGGCCGAAAACCUCGCGGUACAAUCUAUGAUCCCGAUUUCAAUUUGUAUCAGCGCAAAGAAAGUUGCCGCAUUCAGGACAACAACGAAAUGCCACCGAAUGAAGAAGAAAUGCCUAUGUUGAUAACCAUUCAAACCGAAAUGCCAAGUGAUCGUCCAGCAAUUCCAGUGAUUACGAUGACCGCAACAAGUACAACAAAUACAAACACAAUGAUAUCUAAUGAUGAUCGCAUACCAACAAUUCAAACUACAUCAGACACAUCGACCAUGAACGAUGUCACCUCAUCGUCAAUAAAUCCAAUGAGCACAAAUUCGAUGAGCACAAAUCCAUCGAUGCCAGACAAACCUGAUACAACAAUGUCCAAUAAUCAACACACAUCAAGCCAUCCAUCGAUAUUUUCGAGCAGCAGCAGCAGUGGUAGUAGCAGUAAUACGGGUACGAGCGGUGGUACAAUACCGACAACAAACAUGUAUCCAAGUUCGAUUGAUAGCACUAAAGGGCCUGGCAUUCCACCAACCAUGAUAACAACUACAAUGGAUCGCUUUCCAUCGACGUCAACAACAUAUGGGAGCACAAACACGAUGGACGUAUCAACAAAUGAAGUGAAACCGCCAACAUACCCUCCAAUUUAUAUGAGUAGCAACAAACCAGAUGAUUUCACUUAUCCAUAUUCACCAAAUUAUCAAGACAAAUACAACUAUUAUCAUGAAAUUUAUCCCGUUUACACAUAUCCAAUGAUAUACGAAACAAGCAAUUAUCCAAGUAGUUACAUUCCAAGCGAUAGUGGUAGCAGCGGUGGAGGAUAUGGACAAAAUGUACCAACGAUGAGCUAUACACCAACUGUUGAUUACUAUGGAACAACGCCAUCGAUGAUGACCACUUAUGGUGGAGGAAGCAGCAGCACUUAUGGUGGAAGCGACAGUCCCAGUUCAUACGGAGGAAAUACAAAUGGAGGUACCACCAUUCCAAAUACACCAACUACAUACAUGGGUAACGGUUGGAGCAAUGCUGAUGAUGUUUAUAGACGUAAAAAUGGUGGACGAUAUCCGGAGUAUGAUAAUUCUGGAGCAUAUCCAGAAGGUAAAUAUUAUGGAAGUAAAGAUAUUGGAUAUAAUGGAACGCGUGCACCAUCCACCGUUCCAUAUAUACGAACCUAUUUCAAUCCUGACGAUUACAAUACGAAUACAAAACAUAAGCCAAGCAGUGGAAGCGGUGACGUCAAUGGCGGAAGCAACUAUCGUCCAUCUACGACAUUGGACAAUCGACAACGACCUUGUUUUAGACGUGCAUUGGCCGGAAAACGUGUGGCACCACAAUGGGUACGACAUACAUUAACGUGCGAACGAGUUGAAGAUUGUCAAACUGAAUGCGCUCUGGAGAAGCGAUUUUCAUGUGAAGGUUUCAACUAUCGACUGGAUCCAAGUGGACAAGGUCAAGGAAUUUGUGAAUUGAUUGAUGUUCCACUUGCCGAAAUGGACAUUUACUCAAGUCCCAGUCGACGUGAUGAGAAUCUUAUCUUUCAUCCAGACUAUGAUUAUUAUGAACGCGAUCGAAACGCGUGUCGACCAUCAUUUUGUAAAGAUUGUGGCAGUGGAUCAUUUGGUGGAAAACCGUAUUUACCUCGACCCGAAUCACAUCCGCCCACAAAAUAUUAUCCAGAACCACCACCUUCGGUUUACAGCGAUGGCGGCGGCGAUCGUCAUAGCGAUGAUCGUGAUCACACACCACACUCAGGUGGCAAACCAUAUCUACCAACGCCAACCGAUUACAAUACACCACCAACAACGUACCGUCCAAUCGAUAACUUUAAACCUCCAUACUCAGAUUCAAGACCAUCACAUAAUCGUGGUGGCGAUUAUCAUAGUUCGGACCGUUUCCAGCCACCAUAUGAAAAUACAGCAAUUGAUAAAUACCGUCCAUCAUCAUUUGAUUAUCCACAUUAUGAGCAUCGCCCGCCGCCCGAUUCAUAUGAAUACAACCGUUAUGAUUCACAUAGUCAUUUCUCAUCGUCAGGCUAUCGACCACCUCCCAGCUAUGAUUUGGAUCGAUAUGAUCAUGUAAAACCAGUCGAUCGUCCGAUUUACUCCGAGAUCUCAAUUUAUAACGAUCCACCACCACAUUUCCCAAGACCAAGCUAUACACAAGAAAAUGACUAUCAGCCACCGAGAAGACCACCACCACCACCGGCACCACCAUCAUCUUCUAAUGAAUAUUUGGGCCCGUACAAACCACCGAUGCAUGAUUCAGGCUAUUCAUCGUAUGGUUAUCGACCAAAAAAACCGGACCAUUUUCCCAAUCCCAAUUACUUGGAUAGAGAACGUGAAUCACAACCACCUAUACACAGCUAUAAACCACCACCAAAAUCACCACAAUCUCAACCAUUCAUUCCGUAUACAAUCAAUAAAGAGGCGAAUUCAUGGGCAACUUAUGGCGGUACUUAUGGUGGUUCACAACAUAAUAAUCAUCAAUCGCAAGAUUUCUGGGGUUUAGCAAACGAUUUCAAACGAAAUGAUGCCAAUUUCAACUAUUUCAAUUUAGGUAAUGGACCCAAAGUUAAUCCAAACGAUAAUGCUGUACUUAGCUAUCCGGGUAGUAAAUAUGAUAAUGGACUUUCAUAUCAAUAUGAUAAGGAUAAAAACUAUUAUGGAAAUUUAUGGACACGACGUCCUGGUCAAGAUGAUUGUUCGGUGAAAACAAGUGAAGGUUUUCGUUUACACAAAGCUGUCACCCGUUACGUUUAUAAUGUUCCGACUGUAACUGAAUGCGAACGAAUGUGUUACUCGGAAACCAAAUUCCGUUGCGUUACAUACAGUUAUAAAUACUCACCACAUACCAGGGAUAAUUGUCUAUUAUGCGAUCGACCAAUGAGCCAUUUGGAUUACUAUACGGACAUCGAACCAAAUCGUGACUACGACAUUUAUUCAAUGUCGGACGAUCCACAGAUGUGCUCACAAAUGGCAAACACCCAUAGCCGUCACGAAAAUAAUAAUGCACAAUGCUUCUUCAGAGCAAUCGAUUUGACAAGAUUUUUUAAGUCAAUUGUUCGCGACUCCUUAACCGUGCGAUCAGUUGGCGAAUGUGAAAUGGAAUGUAUCAAAACAACCAAAUUUACAUGUCGUGCAUUUUCUUAUAGGUAUGGACCAAAGACGCCAGGCAGUAUCAUUGAUAAUUGUCAAUUGUCCGAUUGGCCCGUUCGUGAUAUGGAUAAAGAUCGUCAUUUGAUACAUGACAAUACAUUCGAUGUAUAUGAGCGAGCCAGCUAUGGACAUGGAUGCGAGAUUCAACCAAUCACCGAUGACAAACACAAGAAACUAUGCUAUUUGGGAUACGGUUCACCGGCCAAGCUGCUCUCGUCAGCAAUUAAAAAGGUUGUCUCCGUUCCGACUGAACUUGACUGCAAAAAUGAAUGUAUUCGUUUGCGUGAAAAUUCACCAUUCAAAUGUUAUUCGUUUAGUUUUGGUUCACAAGCGUCAACAUUCAACUGUGAAAUGUCCGAUUUAGAUCAAAGCGAAUUGAAAUUGAAUGUUGAUUAUGCGCAUACAAAUGAUCGUGAUUAUUGGCUGUUUGCAUGGAAUCCGUUCGAUUUAACAUGUCGCGAUAAAGUGGCCACCAUUGGUGGUUCAAAUCGUGCAAAUAACGAUCGUCGAAUGGAUAUAUUCCGAGAAAAAGAUGGCGAUAACACCUGGAGUCACUUUACGGUAUCGGGAAAAGCAUGUCGACCUGGAUCAAGUUGUAAUAAAAACCUUGUGACCGGUUUCUAUUCGUGCGAACUUGAUGGCGAUGAAGUCGGUGCGUGGGAUUAUUGCUGCAAAGCUGAUUAUCCAUGUGGUUAUUCACAAGGUUUCGAUUAUCCAUGGUGUUUUGUGGGUGAAGGUCCAGACCAAUGGCGAACAUGUAGUGAUCGAUAUUUUCCAGUUAGUUCCAGUGGUGGUAACAGUCAUAUGUCAAGCAGUAGUAGCAAUAAUUCGAAUAAAAAGAAAACAUCACCAAUUUCAUAUACAAGCAAUAAACGAAAAGGUUCCAACACAAAUGACUCAUACCAUCAACAACCUCCACGACCCGGUGGCCUUCAAAAUCUCGAAGACAUUGCGUCGGCUCGUCUCUGGCCAAUUACAUAUCUAUAUAGUUCUGGACCGCCAAACUCAACCGAACUCAGUAAUUUUGUUGAUUGCAAUAAAGAAUCAUGUUAAAUUAAAUAUUAACCAUACACAAAGAACCGAUUUAUGAAUGAAAAGUCGAAAAGAUAUUUUGAAAAUAAAAAAAAGUUGGGUUUUUUCUUCAUUAAUUUCAAAAAUUAUUUUGAAAUAACAGUAAACACGAGAGAUUAUUCAUGUUUGUAAUGAGAAAAAAAAACAAGCGACAAAUUACAAAUGUACCUUUUAAUCGAUCAUCAUGCUAAUUCUUCAAAAAGCAACAAAUAACUAAAUGCAACUGUUGAUGAACGUAUUUUUAAUAUUUAAAUUAGCAUUAAGAUUGAAUUAAAAUAAAAUAAAAAAAAUUCCAUCUAUACCUAGGAAACAACUACAACAAAAUAUAUUGAUUGCAUCUCUAUACUAAAAUCGUAACAUUUCUCUUAGAAAUA
Molecule: messenger RNA, 6147 nt
Organism: Contarinia nasturtii (swede midge)
Lineage: Eukaryota; Metazoa; Arthropoda; Insecta; Diptera; Cecidomyiidae
Exons: 15
Coding region: 1268-5755 (1495 amino acids)
Source: RefSeq, a predicted model, not a curated record